AUGUCUCUGCCACGAGACGCUCACGUGGAAGCCGUCCGUGUUUUGGGAGAACCAUUCUCCUCCGAAAAGCCUUUCAAUUUUGGAUGUCAGUCCACAACCAAACGGAUCAACAGCAUCAUCCCAGUGAUGCUCGAGCACCGUCUCACUCCACCUCCCCCUGAAACCUAUUCUCUUCACCGUAAAAUGUCCGGCUGCUUUCUCCUCUGUGGUAAACUAGGCGCCGAGGUCAACUGCCGGCAGCUCUUUCUUGAAAUCGCCAACAAUUACGUCUAUGGAUUAGACAGUACUCCGGAGAUGAAGUAG
Messenger RNA from Rodentolepis nana, 303 nucleotides. NCBI's taxonomy places the organism in Eukaryota, Metazoa, Platyhelminthes, Cestoda, Cyclophyllidea, Hymenolepididae. The record is from the annotation of a GenBank genome assembly.